ACGACCUUGACUUGCAUGCUAGCAAUUGAAUCCUCUUCACACUGCAGAAAACUUUUUAUAAGUGGCGUACCAAUUUUGGGUUUCGAUCUGUUUCUGUGUGCCCUCGCAUGCGCGCGCAUAGUUUGCUUUGAAUGUAGUUACUUGCCGCAGAAGCCAGAAGAAGGAUCUGAAUGAGAAUAAUCCUUUAUCGUCUCUUACGUCCUGACAUGAUAGCUGUUUUUCUGCUUCAUAUUUUUUUACUAUGUCUUCCUCCUCCCUGCUUAGCCGGCGAUACUUUGAAGAUGGGUGGAAGGCUAUUAGACAGUGAAAAUGAUUAUUCCAAUCUCAUUUCAGAUAGAGAACACUUUGAACUGGGUUUCUUUUCCCCUCCUGGGAGCAAAAACAGAUACCUAGGAAUAUGGUAUCAUGGGAAAGAACCACAAACAGUUGUCUGGGUUGCUAACAGAGACAACCCCAUCCCUGAUUCGACAUCUGGGAUUUUUCAAAUAUCCCAAGAUGGAAAUCUCACAGUGUUAGAUACAGACGGAAAACCUUAUUGGUCUUACAGACCUGAACAAAUAUCUUCUCUCGCAAACCUGACUGUGAAGCUUAUGGAUACUGGGAAUUUGCUUCUAGGAGACGAUCAAUUACAAGUGACCUACUGGCAAAGCUUCGAACACCCUACGGACACAUUUCUGGUGGGCAUGAGAAUGUAUAAAGAUUUAGUCUUGACUUCUUGGAGAGCCACUAAUGAUCCCGGGACUGGCAAAUUCUCGUUUGCAAUGGGAAAAACAGGGGAAAGCCUCUAUUCAAUCUACACAAACCAAACCCAGCUUUACUGGGCAGGCGAAACACGCCAAGAUUUCGGCGCCGAAGGAAAAAUAAUUUCGCUGUUGACAAACUUCACCCUAAGACCUACUACUUAUAAAAGCAAAAACAUGUCAGCAUGGACAGUUCCUUCUGAUUUUGGGUAUGCAAGGCUAGUGAUGAAUUAUACAGGAGCGGUACAGCUUUGGCAGUGGGAUAAUAUCGGAGUUGGAGGAUGGUUGUCCCCAUGGCACGAGCCAGCUGAAAAAUGCAAUAGAUAUAACGUCUGUGGGAACUUCGGCAGUUGCAAUAUGAAUAAUUCGCCGUUCUGUAGAUGUUUGCCCGGAUUUAAGUCGCGGGGGGAGAAUCAGAUUCCGUCCUCUGAGUCUGGAGGGUGUUUCCAAAAAACAAAAUCUUGCGGGCAAAACACAAAAUUCAUCGACUUGAAGAAGGUGAAAGUGAGAAAACCAGACAAACAAGUCAUCGCAGCAAAUGAAACAGAGUGCCGAUCCAAGUGCCUCAAUGGGUGCCCCUCUUGCACCGCUUACUCAUAUGAUGCAUUGAGAAAUGUCUCUCGUAGUAGUUUCUUCACGUGUUUCAUUUGGACUUCUGAUUUACCUACUGUUCAAGAAGGGUUUGAUCUCGGCUUUAAUCUUUCUGUCCUGGUAAACAUACCAGAUAUAGAACCAACUGCAAGAACGUGCAAACCAUGCGGUGCAUACGCGAUUCCUUAUCCGCUGAGCACUGAUCCAAGUUGUGGUGAUCCUAUUUACUCCAAUUUCAAAUGCGACUUGCCAACCGGGCAGGUUCACUUCAUUGUUGGAAACGAGAGUUUUAGAGUAACUAAUAUUGAUCCAGACAAGAGAUCCUUUUCUAUUCAAAUCAGUGAUUCGUAUGAUUGCGCUGCAAACGAUCUGGGGCAUCGGGUUGCUCUGCCAUUCAGUGCAACUCAACAGUGCAAUGAUGAUGAAGAAGUCAAGAUGCUAAAUAUUGAUUGGGUUCCCCCAAAUGAACCUCCUUGUAAUAACUCUAUAGACUGCAAGAACUGGCCUCAUUCAACUUGCAAUGUAACCAGAAAUGCAAAUGGAAGAUGCCUCUGCGAUAAAAACUAUCAAUGGAAUGGCCUCAAUUUAAGCUGUACACAAGGUAAAGAAUCUCCAAGAAGAAACAAUAAAACUUUGAUACUUGCUGUGACAUUUUCAAGCUUGAUUUUAUUUGCCUGCAUUAUUACUUCUGCUUAUUUUUGGAGAAGAAAAUUAGCCUUUGAGCAAGAAAAGGGAAAAACUCAAAGAACAAGAGAUAGCUUACAUGACAGUGAGAGAUAUCUCAAAGAUUUGAUAGACGCUGAGAGAUCAGAGGAAAAAGACAAUGAAGGGAUGGAGGUAUCUUAUUUGGAUUUUAAUAGCAUCCUAUUAGCUACAGAUAAUUUCUCAGAUGUGAACAAGCUUGGACGGGGGGGUUAUGGACCUGUCUACAAGGGAAAGCUUCCAGGUGGUCAAGAUAUUGCAGUAAAGAGGCUUUCAAGUGUUUCUUCACAAGGAUUGAAGGAAUUCAAGAAUGAAGUUGUUUUGAUAUCCAAACUUCAACAUCGAAACCUUGUCAAACUUCAAGGCUAUUGCAUAACUGGAGAUGAAAAGAUAUUACUUUAUGAAUACAUGCCAAACAAGAGCUUAGACACAUUCUUAUUUGAUCGUACACAAAGAGUGAUUUUGGAUUGGCCAAUGCGAUUUGACAUAAUUCUAGGAGUUGCUAGAGGGAUGUUAUAUCUUCACCAAGACUCUAGGUUGAGGGUGGUUCAUAGAGAUUUGAAAACAAGUAAUAUUCUUCUAGAUGAAGAUAUGCAACCAAAAAUUUCAGACUUUGGACUUGCAAAAAUAUUUGGUGGCAAGGAGACCGAGGCUAACACUGAGAGAGUAGUUGGAACUUAUGGAUAUAUGGCUCCAGAAUAUGCAUUAGAUGGAUUUUUCUCGAUUAAAUCAGAUGUUUUCAGUUUUGGCAUAGUAAUGCUUGAAAUUAUUAGUGGAAGAAAGAACACAGGAUUUUUUCAAUCCAAACAAGCUUCCAGCCUUCUGGGUUAUGCAUGGAGGCUAUGGACAGAGAAUAACUUGGUGGAUUUGAUGGAUCGAUCUCUAAGUGAAAGUUGCAAUGCAAACCAAUUUAUUAAGUGUGCACAAGUUAGUCUAUUGUGCGUACAAGAUGAACCAGGAGACAGGCCCACCAUGUCACAGGUACUGAUAAUGCUUGAAAGUGAGAUUGCAAGCCUCCCAAAUCCAAAGCAACCAACCUUUUUUAUGACCAAUGCUAGGGGCCUUUCUAGCUCUGCUUCUUCUUCCAGUAAACCUGAAGGAAUUCUUCUAACUGAUAUUUCCUAUCAAGAGGGUCGGUAGUGCAUGAUGAGUUCGAUGCACAUUGGAUUGAAUCCUAUUGGAAAACCUAAAAGCAACUUUUCAUUAAAUUUAUUGUAUAUCUGCUCUUGUAAGAAAGUGACUAUUUGAAGCGCUACAGAUAUAAACACACACACACACACACUGAUAGAUAUAUAUAUAUAUAUAUAUUCAAGGAACGUAUUAUAUUUGCUUUUCA
Molecule: messenger RNA, 3369 nt
Organism: Prosopis cineraria
Lineage: Eukaryota; Viridiplantae; Streptophyta; Magnoliopsida; Fabales; Fabaceae
Product: G-type lectin S-receptor-like serine/threonine-protein kinase At4g03230
Exons: 8
Coding region: 171-3173 (1000 amino acids)
Biological process (GO): recognition of pollen; protein phosphorylation
Molecular function (GO): ATP binding; protein kinase activity
Source: RefSeq, a predicted model, not a curated record